AUGAUCUCUUGGCAGGUCACAGUCCUUAUAUGCAAGGAACGAGGAGCCCGCAUCAGGGAUGAUCGGCUCACAGCCAUGUCAAAGGACCAUUCUACGGACUUGAGAAACCUGCAGCUAGCUGAGAGAGAGGCUAUCAUGUCUGUGUGCAAGGCCUGUCACCGCGAUGGGCCCAUCCAGAAUCCGUUGAAUAUAUGUAACGCAUGCUUCAUUAAUGCAGUUACGUAUAUGCUGGAGUGCAGCAGUACUGACCACUCCAUUUCACCCACCAUCCAAGACCACAAGGAGAAACAGUUUCCGAUAGAGACCCAUACCGCUGACGCUCAAGCGGAGAGCUGCCCUCCCGGGGACGGCGAGGGGAGCAUCGAAGCAAAGCCGAGGGAAGAGGGCUUGGAUGUUUCGCUGGAUUCAGAAGUCGGAGGACAUCCAAGUCAUGUCGCUAGUACUGUCGACAAGAUCGAAGCCGGAGAACCUUGCGAUGAGGGCGGCGAGACCCCGAGUCGUAAGAGUCGGAAGAAAAAGAACCCUAAGUCCAAGCAGCAAAGGCGCUCAACAAAAGGGGAUGCCACGCAAGUCGAUGACUCCGGUCUGGAGGCCCAAGAAGGGACGGCAACAACUGAAGACCAGGCGCUGAGCGACAAGACACCGCAGACACCGAAAUUGCGGACUCCAAGACGACGCAGUAAGGGUCAAGUAUGUGCCACCUGCCGUUACCUGACCCCCAAUCGAAAGGGAAAGCAAUCGAGCGCUGCCGGGAAUUUCUGUGACAAGUGCAAAGAAGAGCGAAUGCACAGAAGAAAGUCACUGCGAUCCAACUCGAAGUGGGAUGAUGAGACUUUAAACAGAACCGAUAGCGUCGAGAAUCUUGUUAAUGUCAAGUUGAGUUUCAUCUUAGAAAACGAGGAGGGUUGCCGUAGAUGGGGCAUGCAUCCAAGCGAUUCCUUGUCCUCGUUGCUAAACUCGAUCGCCAAGAAAUUGAACUGUCAAGAGGUCGUUGAUCUUGAGUACAUUGAUGACGACGAGGACACUAUAGCACUCAAAAACGACGAAGAUGUUAAGGAAAUGUUCAGCAUUGUGAAGAAAUCGCGUAUUGAUCCACUGAGAAUGAAUACCACUCUCAAGCAAGAUUGAUUCCCUCUACCUUGCUAGAUGUUGCUCACUGGCAGCCCCACUUUUCACAUUUACGAAGCGUAAAUGGAGAGAUCUAGCUUCAAGCCCUGCACGGCUUGCAUAAAAGAUAGAUUGCUUGAAGAGUAUUCCCUUCUCUACUUUGCAAUAUCACUUCAUU
This is a messenger RNA of Chondrus crispus (carragheen), 1285 nucleotides long. RefSeq lists its product as hypothetical. Gene Ontology annotation, molecular function: protein binding. The record is from RefSeq and is a predicted model, not a curated record. The transcript is spliced from 2 exons. Lineage: Eukaryota; Rhodophyta; Florideophyceae; Gigartinales; Gigartinaceae. Bases 1 to 1128 code for a protein of 375 amino acids.